AUGUCGCAGAGGCCUCCUGCGUCUCGUCCUGCAUCUCGCUCACCUCCGGAUGGUCACGGAAUAGUACUGCCAUCUGUUCAGGUUCGAGAUGGCCUCGAGCAGGCAGGGCCACAGGUGGAGAGACAACGACCGCAGGUAGAAGGUCGAGGUCCACAGCAACCGUUACCAGCUUCCCCUCCACAUUCCCGACCAUCGCAGUUGGCAUUAGGCGGGGAGGACUGGAGACAUCCGGGACCAUCGCGUGAUCUAGGAGUUUAUUCCAUCCUAAAUCCUACUGAGCCGGAAGGCACCGGAGUCCCUAGUCGUCGACCCAGUGGAACAAUUACAGACUCACCGCUUCAAGCUGUUAGCGCUACUUCACAAUUCGGGGUGAGCCGCUCGAUAGGCACACCGCAUACAUUCGCCGCUCCUAAACCUGCUUCGGGCAGUCCACCAUCAGCAGAAGGUUAUGGCCCAAUUCUUUCUCAGCCACGGCGGAUUUUAACACCGAGAUCUCCAUCUCGGGCACUGAGCUUGGGACGAGGGCGUGGAAGGGGGAAUAUUGAUGCGCAUCAAUCCCCCUUUCUACCCGCUAGGGGAAGGUCAUACACUAUGGAGUCAGGGACAUCGUCAGAGGUGCCACUGGUACCCAUCCCACCUACCCAAUCUCACCAGCACAGUGGCUAUCCUCCAUCAGUCUCAACACCGUCUAACGAUCGACGAACCAGCAUGCCGACCAUGCAUGGUCCUAGUCGUGCCCCGUUAUCUCAAAGCGCAAGUCCUAGCAUCUCAGCAUCAUCGCAAAACCCAUCUUCAGCCCAGACAUCUCCUGCAUCACUCCUCUUCCACAAAGGUGGACACGGUCCCCAAGCAACAUCUUCCUACUUUCCCAGCUCCACGUUUGGAACGUCCAUACAACAGACCCCAGGUGGUGGCGGAAUGCAAGGAAUGCAAUAUCAAGGGCCAUCUGGUGCAACAGAAGGUCCGUACAGUGCUCCCGUUCCCCAGACACCAGGAGGAGGCAGCUCUCUGCACUCCAACCCUGCAGGUAGCUCAAGGCAGACGUCAGCUAGCGAUCCCAUCCAAGUCUUGACGAUUACCACGUCAUCAGGGCAGUAUCAAGUACCAGUGGAUGUACACCAGGCGUCACGGUUAGCUGACGAGAAGCGUGCGCGCAACGCAGGAGCCUCGGCGCGAUUCCGGCAACGCAGAAAAGAAAAGGAGAGAGAGGCUUCCACCAAUAUCGAUAAGCUGCAGCAGCAAACGAGAGAUUUGGAGAGAAAGGUGAGAGAGACGGAGCAAGAAAGGGACUUCUACAGAGGGGAGAGGAAUAGGCUGCGUGAUGCUAUGCUUAGCACCGCUGAAAUGCGACAUCUAGCCCUACAGUCACCGCCGAGCCCCGUUUCUAUGCGUUCCGCGAGUUCUUCAUUUCAAGGCCAGGGGCAGCAACGUGCAGCGCAGCAAUUUGGGGGGCAGCAGCUUGGAGGGCCGCCCAACCCUCCAAAUUACAGCUCUCAAUCCACCGCUCCUGCUGAGGAGAGAGCUCCUCGGAGACGCAGAAUGGAUGCCCAAGGCGAUUUUACCAGUUUACCAUACUCCCAUCCGCCAGCUGCAACACUGCCUCCAGUCCAGGCGCCUGGUUAUCCCUCAGCUCCGCCACAAGGCCCUCAAAGCCUGCCUCCUCUACGAAUGGAGAACGCAAAUGCCUCACAAAGUCCAGCUUCAACCCAAGCCCCUACAGCCACCCUAGGUCCCCAACCGCCUCUUGAUCCCUAUUCUCGAGGACCUUACGAGCGGGGCUGGCCUGGAGACAAUUCCCGCCGCUAG
Venustampulla echinocandica is the source of this 1806-nucleotide messenger RNA. RefSeq lists its product as uncharacterized. The record is from RefSeq and is a predicted model, not a curated record. The coding region runs from base 1 to 1806 and encodes 601 amino acids. Gene Ontology annotation, molecular function: DNA-binding transcription factor activity. Lineage: Eukaryota; Fungi; Ascomycota; Leotiomycetes; Helotiales; Pleuroascaceae. Gene Ontology annotation, biological process: regulation of DNA-templated transcription. The transcript has a single exon.